This is a messenger RNA of Pristis pectinata (smalltooth sawfish), 1537 nucleotides long. RefSeq names its product collagen alpha-3(VI) chain-like. The record is from RefSeq and is a predicted model, not a curated record. NCBI's taxonomy places the organism in Eukaryota, Metazoa, Chordata, Chondrichthyes, Rhinopristiformes, Pristidae. The transcript is spliced from 6 exons. The coding region runs from base 92 to 1537 and encodes 481 amino acids.
UCGAGUGGGAACACAUACUGUAAAUGACACGGACAAUUCCAUUCUGCAAGUACUUACUCAGCUGUGGUACAGCCAAUGGUUUGACCCAACAAUGAAAAUGCAGCCCUCAAUCACCUUUCUAGCUACCUAUGGUCUGGUUCUCUCACUCUUUGUCACUGAUUCCCUUCAACAAGCCAGGAAAAGAGAUAUUGUCUUCCUAGUCGAUGGCACUCACGGAAUGGGGAGAUCAUUCUUUUACGUCCGUAAAUUUAUUUCAGAAAUAAUUAACAAUCUCAACAUUGGACCUGGCAAAGAUCAAGUUGCUGUUGUUCAAUACAGUUUUAACUCAAGACUUGAAUUUGGCCUCAAUGUUCAUUCAACAAGAGAUGAUCUUUUGAAUGCAAUGAAAACUCUGCGAUUUAAAACGGGAAGACUCCUCAAUACGGGUGCAGCCCUGGACUUUGUCACAAAGAACGUCUUCAUCCCAGCUGCGGGCAGCAGAAGAGAUGCCGGAGCUGCACAAAUCCUGGUGUUCAUCACUGCCGGCAAAUCCAGUGAUGAUGUUGGGCUGGCAGCGGAGGCAGUGAGACAGGCUGGUAUUGUGCUCAUUGCUAUUGGAGCCAAGGCUGCAGUCACAUCGGAGCUGCAACAGAUCACUUCUGAUCCAGAUUCUGUUUUUAAAUUGAGUGAAUUCCGAGAAUUGCCAACUAUUCAACAACAGCUGCUUUCUAAAGUUCAAGCAACGCUUGUGACAGAGGAACCAAUUCCUCCUACUGAAGCAACAAUUGCAGCUGAGAUCCAGAGAGACAUUGUGUUUCUGAUUGACGAAUCCGAUUAUGUUGGAAAUUCAAAUCUACCAUUAGUCCGCAACUUUAUUUCGAAAAUAAUUGAGAACCUUGAUAUUGGAAGGGAUAGAGUGCGAGUCAGUCUGGUGUUAUACAGCAACACUGCAGAAACAGAGUUUUAUCUGAACACCUACUCAAAAAAAGAUGAACUUCUGUCUCUACUGAGGACUCUCAGCUUUAAGGGUGGUAAGACACUUAACACUGGGAAGGCGUUGGACUUUGUCCUGAGAUCUCACUUUAUCAGAUCUGCAGGUAGCAGAAAAGAAGAAGGUGUUCCCCAGUUUUUGGUGCUUAUCACUGGUGGAAGGUCUGGAGAUGAUAUCAGACGAGCUGCAGAUGCAUUGAAGCAGAACACUGUAAUAACCCUUACCGUUGGAGCUGGGGCUGCAGAUCCUGACCAGCUGAAGGAGAUAGCCUUUAAACCCAACCUGGGCUACAAUGUAAGGGACUUCUAUUCUCUGCCAGGCAUACAGGAACAGGUAAUAGCAUUAUUACAAAGGCUGCGUGUUCAAACAGUACCUGUAGAAGAAGCAACAGUACCUAUUGAAGUGCCACUGGUUACUACUACCAAAGCCAAGAAGAGAGAUAUUGUCUUCCUAAUUGAUGGUACUGCUUUUAUGGGAAGAUCUUUCUCUCAAGUCUGUGAAUUUCUUCUGAAGAUAAUUCCAGAGUUUGAUAUUGGACCUGAUGAAGAUCAUCUUGCUUUGAAAUGA